AUGCAGGCGCUUGACACAGACCAACCAUGGUUGGAACAAGUAACGGUGGCAUGCCGUGUAACCAGCGCAUCAAUUCCAAACCCUGUGAUCGUGCUAAUUGGCAAAGAAGACGAUACCAUAAUAUGGCUACACUCUAUUAACCCAAGCACUCGCAGAUAA
Messenger RNA from Sphenostylis stenocarpa, 159 nucleotides. Lineage: Eukaryota; Viridiplantae; Streptophyta; Magnoliopsida; Fabales; Fabaceae. The record is from the annotation of a GenBank genome assembly.